AAAUUAAAAUUAUAUAUACUUUGAAAUUUUUAGUGUAUAUUCCACAAAUAUUUUAAUGUCUUAAAACAUUUUUCUCACUGCUUUGAAAACGGGAAAGAUAUUUUAUCAAGUAUGUACUUGAUAUGAUGUAUCAGUGGUCAUUACAUUUUAAUACAUGUAAUUUUUGUUUAUCGCCUAAACUGGUGAUUGUUAAUCACAGAUUUUAGAAUCAAAGCUAGUUUAUCUAAUUAAGCAAAACUGCGGUUUCAUUUACUUAAUGCAUUAUCUUAUUGAUUAUUUUCUUCUCCUAUGUACUAUGGUCUUUUCUUCUGUUCUUAGCCCCCAAAGCCUCCUUCACUUGGUUUAUGGCCAAUUCUAUAUCCUAGUUGGUGCCUGUAUUUCAACCCAGAACCAUGCUGGAUCACAAUGUUUGAACAUUUGCAAGGCGUUAGUUAUGUGCUGGAUUACAGUUGUAUCCUGGCCCACAGACUUGAAUCUCCGGUUCCUAAAGUCAGAAAACAUGGUAUUUUAGUCCACAUGGCAGAGCCAGCAUUUGCUGUGCAUGUUCAGAAGGCUGGCUUGCAGAAGACCUUAGAGUAUUUAUCAUUUUAUGGACAUUGCAACAGUUUGUUUGUUAUUCAUAUAUAUCUUCACUUAACUACCAUCAGUGGUUCUGAAAUGGUACAUGAGUAAGUCUCCUGGAGUGCUUGUAAAAAUAUUGAUCCUUGGCCAAACAUUGUAAUUCAGUAGCUAUUGGUAUGACCAGGGAGACUACAGUAUUAAUGACAAUCCCAAGUGAUUCUGAGGCAUGUGGCCCCUGGCUUACAAUCUUUAUAUAUAAUGGACUAUUUAGAAUGAGAAAUUAAAUAAAUUAAGAUACUGUAGUUAAGUCUGAACACCCGUUACUGCUCUUCUGUAUGUAAUUGCAGUUAUAAGAAUAGCUCCAGUUCCAAUCUUGGAUUUAUUGUACUUGUAUCUCUUGCACCCUUUCAUUAUUUGAAAUUAUUCAUUCCUGUGAAGUACAAAAGAUAGACGCCAAUUUCAGAUGAGUCAGAAGACAAUUUACAUGUUAAGUAUAGUACUAGUUAUUCCAAAUUACUAAAACUAAAAAAAAAAAAAAAGUUAGACACAGAAGAGACUUUGUAGAUAAUUUAUUCUAACUCCCUAUUUCUAAAUGUAACCAAAAUUUCAUCUUCUUAAAAGAUUUAUUCACAAAAGAUAAGCUAGUUAUUAGUAUUAUCACUAGUAGAAGACAGAUUUCUUAAAUCACAGUAAGAACUCUUCCGAUUCCAGAAAUAUUUUUCCUAUUUUACUAUUCAUGAGAAUCACUGAAGUUACUUGUCAAAAUGAAUAUUCUUGGGCUCAAUCUCAGAAAUAACUGCUCUGGAACCUGGUAAGCAAGGAGCUCAGACGUUUGUCUUUUUAGCAUUCCUCAAGGGUGAUUUGAAUAUAAUUGGUCCAAGGAGCACAUUUUGUGAAAUAGGGUACACUAUCUUGCUAGAAGGAUUGAAAAAUUAAAUAAAUAAUUAUUACUACGCUCAAAUAAUUAAAAGACAAGCCAUUUAGCCGGGCUCUAAGACAGGCCCUGGGGGCUAAUAGAUAAAGUCCUUACCAUUCAAGAAGCCCGUUGAUUAGAGGUGGUGAUUCAUAAUAAGCAAAUCAAACACAGUGUGUUAGGUGAUCUAGAGCACAGAGACAGGGACCUCCAGUAGUAGAAAGUGUCAGUAAAAGCCAUCAGGAAAAACAUCUCAGAGAAUGUGACCCUGCUGGCAGGAGUAGAUGAAGAAAGAGCACUUUAGGCAAGGAGAGUACCUGGUAGGGGGUGGGGAGAAAGAAAACAACACAAGCAUCAACAACAAAAUACCUAAACCAUCACAGAAUUGGAAUGAGAGAAAGCAUUCAGUAAAUACUCAUCGUUAUUUGUAUUACUUAUUUCAACAGUGGGCUGAGAAAGGAGGAGAAUCCCAUGAAAGACAUUAACAGGAGAAGGAGUGGGGGCCGCUGAAGCUUCAGACCAAGCAAGUUCCUGUAACCAUUCAACCAGGUGUUGAGAAGAUAUGUAGCAGCUGAGCACCUUCCUCUUGACACCAUCUUCAGAAUCAGCUUUGGAGAUGCUUUCACCCUGUCCAUCUUCUGCAGCAGCCGGGCAGAGUGCUGACUCCUUCACAGCAGUGAGGAACUCUUCAGGCUCCAGAAGCUCUUAAAUCUGAUCUACAAUGGAAAAAUUUCUUUUUUAUUUGUUUUUCAUUGGCAUAGCAGUGAGAGCUCAGAUCUGUCCAAAGCGUUGUGUCUGUCAAAUUUUGUCUCCUAAUCUUGCAACCCUUUGUGCCAAGAAAGGGCUUUUAUUUGUUCCACCAAACAUUGACAGAAGAACUGUGGAACUGCGGUUGGCAGACAAUUUUGUUACAAAUAUUAAAAGGAAAGAUUUUGCCAACAUGACUAGCUUGGUGGACCUGACACUAUCCAGGAAUACAAUAAGUUUUAUUACACCUCAUGCAUUUGCUGACCUACGAAAUUUGAGGGCUUUGCAUUUGAAUAGCAACAGAUUGACUAAAAUUACAAAUGAUAUGUUCAGUGGUCUUUCCAAUCUCCAUCAUUUGAUAUUGAACAACAAUCAGCUGACUUUAAUUUCUUCUACAGCAUUUGAUGAUGUAUUUGCCCUUGAGGAGCUGGAUCUGUCAUAUAAUAAUCUAGAAACCAUUCCUUGGGAUGCUGUUGAGAAGAUGGUUAGCUUGCACACCCUUAGUCUGGAUCACAAUAUGAUUGACAACAUUCCCAAGGGGACUUUCUCCCACUUACACAAGAUGACUCGGUUAGACGUAACAUCAAAUAAAUUGCAGAAGCUACCACCUGAUCCUCUCUUUCAGCGAGCUCAGGUACUAGCAACCUCAGGAAUCAUAAGCCCAUCUACUUUUGCAUUAAGUUUUGGUGGAAACCCUUUGCAUUGCAAUUGUGAAUUGUUGUGGUUGAGGCGUCUGUCCAGAGAAGAUGACCUAGAGACCUGUGCUUCUCCUGCACUUUUAACUGGACGCUACUUUUGGUCAAUUCCCGAGGAAGAGUUUUUGUGUGAGCCUCCUCUCAUUACACGUCACACGCAUGAAAUGAGAGUCCUGGAGGGUCAAAGGGCAACACUGAGGUGCAAAGCCAGGGGAGACCCUGAACCUGCAAUUCACUGGAUUUCCCCUGAAGGGAAGCUUAUUUCAAAUGCAACAAGAUCUCUGGUGUAUGAUAAUGGAACACUUGACAUUCUUAUAACAACUGUAAAGGAUACAGGUGCUUUUACCUGCAUUGCUUCCAAUCCUGCUGGCGAAGCAACACAAACAGUGGAUCUUCAUAUAAUUAAGCUCCCUCACUUACUAAACAGUACAAACCAUAUACAUGAGCCUGAUCCCGGUUCUUCAGAUAUCUCAACUUCUACCAAGUCAGGGUCUAAUGCAAGCAGUAGUAAUGGUGAUACUAAAAUGAGUCAAGAUAAAAUUGUGGUGGCAGAGGCAACAUCAUCAACGGCACUGCUUAAAUUCAAUUUUCAAAGAAAUAUCCCUGGGAUACGUAUGUUUCAAAUCCAGUACAAUGGUACUUUUGAUGACACCCUUGUUUACAGAAUGAUACCUCCUACGAGCAAAACAUUUCUGGUCAAUAAUCUGGCUGCUGGAACUAUGUAUGACUUAUGUGUCUUGGCCAUAUAUGACGAUGGCAUCACUUCCCUCACUGCCACAAGAGUCGUGGGUUGCAUCCAGUUUACUACGGAACAGGAUUAUGUGCGUUGCCAUUUCAUGCAGUCCCAGUUUUUGGGAGGCACCAUGAUUAUUAUUAUUGGGGGAAUAAUUGUAGCAUCUGUGCUGGUUUUCAUCAUCAUUCUAAUGAUCCGGUAUAAGGUUUGUAACAAUAAUGGGCAACACAAGGUUACCAAGGUUAGCAAUGUUUAUUCUCAAACUAAUGGGGCUCAGAUUCAAGGCUGCAGUGUAACACUGCCCCAGUCCAUGUCCAAACAAGCUGUGGGACAUGAAGAGAAUGCCCAGUGUUGUAAAGCUGCCAGUGACAAUGUGAUUCAAUCUUCAGAAACUUGUUCCAGUCAGGACUCCUCUACCACUACCUCUGCUUUGCCUCCUUCUUGGACUUCAAGCACUUCUGUGUCCCAAAAGCAGAAAAGAAAGACUAGCACAAAGCCAAGUACCGAACCACAGAAUGAAGCUGUCACAAAUGUUGAGUCCCAAAACACUAACAGGAACAACUCAACUGCAUUGCAGUUAGCUAGCCGACCUCCUGAUUCCACCACAGAGGAGCCCUCAUCUAAAAGAGCACAUACAAAGCCAAGUAAGUUUCUCACUUUGCCUGCUGAGAGAUCCAGAGCAAGGCACAGGUACUCCCUGAAUGGAGAAUUAAAAGAAUACUAUUGUUAUAUUAACUCACCGAACACAUGUGGACUAUUUUCUAAAAGAAGCAUGUCUAUGAAUGGGAUGUUAAUUCAGUCCAACAGUUGUGAUGGUCAUAGUGGAAAAGCAACUCUUUCAAAUUCUGAGUGGAUAUUGGAAAGCUCUGUGUAAUCUAUAUUUCUUUUAAAUGAAAAAUCAGUUUGAGAACUCACAUGGGCAAUUGGAAUUUGUAAUUCCAGUCUUGUCUCUCUGAUACAUGGCUAAUAGAGCCCAGGUUGUGUAUAAAUCUUCUAGGGUAUAUAUUUCAACAUAUGUAUAUAUAUAUGUUGGAAGGUAACAUCAAUAAAAUGGUUAAGGGGAAAAAAAAGCAUGAGAUAGCAGCAGUGCCUUUCCCUAUGCUAGGACCAACUUCUAGGUUCUGCAACAGCAGAUCACAAAAUGGAAGCUGUCAUAGGAAAAAAAAAAAGUCUUACAUAAAAAUGAUAUUUUCUCCAAUUUUACAAAGGACCACCUAUGGAUAAUUGGUAUUUUUUAAUGAAUAGACUGACUAUUUUCUUUCAAUGGCAAUGGUUUUGCCUUUGUUUUUAGGAAAAUGUUGUAGAGAAAACCCCAUGUUGUUUUGUUAUUUAAAACAUAAUAGUCAAUUAGUAUACCCAGACAAUAAUAAAAUCAAUAUCUUUCUAAACAACAUCCUUGGUUCAGGUGCCUUAACAGUUCUAAGAUAUUUCUAAUCCAUGACACAGUUAUUUUCAGUGGAAAGAAGAAAAUGGCAUUUAUUUUUCAUUUAUCAAAAAUUCCAAUUAGUUUUAAGUCACAGACCACAAUUCCGUAUGCAUCUACAUGGACAUAUGAAAGUGUUUUCAUUCAUUUAAUACACAUUAGCUGAGUGAAUGAAUUUUAUAUGGCUCUUAAUGCAAGUUAAAGAGGGAGACAAAAAUACAAGACUUCUCUUGUAUCAAAGGGGUGCUCAUUUUUAUCACCAACUAAAAUUUAAAAAAAAACUAAAAACUUCUAAUGGAGUUCUCAUUACAUUUUUAAGUGAUAUAAAGUCAUUGCUCAUUAACCAGAUAGUGGCUUUUUUCUUUUUUGCACUAUACUUCUGCAUUUGAAUGUUUCUCUCUUAAAGUAAAUGCAUUUAUUAUUCUAACCAAAACCUGUGACAAAUUUAAUUAAAAAUCAUGCAGCUCAGUGAGAAUGCAUGGUUUUACAAAAGAAUUUUAAAUUUAGUCAGAAAA
Messenger RNA from Microcebus murinus (gray mouse lemur), 5587 nucleotides. NCBI's taxonomy places the organism in Eukaryota, Metazoa, Chordata, Mammalia, Primates, Cheirogaleidae. The record is from RefSeq and is a predicted model, not a curated record.